CUAUAAAAGGCAUCGCCCAGCCCAAUGGAUAGAUGCCCCGGGCUGCACAUUCUGUCAGUGCUGUUCUCCAAGAGGCCGAGACACACACACAUGCUGAAACAUCCAAGAACUCAUAUGUAUCUCAUUUGAUCUCAUCACAACCUGAGACAUAGGUCAUAAUAGAGACUACGGGGCUCAUUUUCUACCUGAUGAACCAGUCAACUUUCAUGCAGUUGAGAAAAGGUAAACUGUCCAGGAUAAGAAGCCAGCCCUCAGGAACAACCAGGAGCCAGGAGUACCCCGGCCCCGCAGGGCCCCAAGUCCAGCCUGCUCCACCCCGUCCGGUGCAGAGGUCCUGGGACACCAGGGGCAGCCCCGCCAUGCCCCGCAAAGCCAAGAGCACAGGCAGCGGUGGCUUCCUUGCUCUGCCCGACGACUUCCUGCCGCCGCAGCCACCGCCACCGCCCCUGGACGACCCAGAGCUCCCGCUGCCGCCCCCGGACUUCGUGCCCCCUCCUGCCGCGGUCGUCAAGAGGCCUCCUGUGCCCCACCCCACCAACAGGCACGAGGCAUCAAUGUUCACAAGCAGCAAAUGAAUAAAAUAAAUGAAUCUAAGUUAAACGUUCUUCCUACAGUAUUUUGUAAGGA
Rhinopithecus roxellana (golden snub-nosed monkey) is the source of this 627-nucleotide messenger RNA. RefSeq names its product amyloid beta A4 precursor protein-binding family B member 1-interacting protein-like. Bases 189 to 575 code for a protein of 128 amino acids. The record is from RefSeq and is a predicted model, not a curated record. Lineage: Eukaryota; Metazoa; Chordata; Mammalia; Primates; Cercopithecidae. The transcript has 3 exons.